AUGGAGAUGCUUGGAUCGUUAAUGGAAUACCGGCUGAAAACGUUCGUAGACUGGCUAGAGCAGCUGCAGCUACUGCCUGGUUGGCAAGGCAAUUACACAAUCAAUUAUGUAUUGCAACACACCCCAUCAUCAUUAGUAAGUGUUCAAUUUUCUUGGGCAAACUUCGCGUAUCUCGUGCUGCUGAUCUUGAUUGGUUACGUACUGUACCUGUUCUACUAUCAAGCCAUUGUUUGGAAACGGGAUCUAACAGACAUCGGGUACAACCACAUCUUAGAUGCAAACCGCAUCAGACCGAGCAACCGUAAACGAGUAGAUAUCGUGAACCGAGCACGUCGAUUGCGCAAAAUCGGUGAUCGUCUACCGCCACCCUACCCGAAUGGAUGGUUUUCGAUUUUAGAAUCGGAGGAGUUGCGCCCAGGAGAAGCGAAAAGCAUUGAUUGCCUUGGGCAAAAUCUGGUCGCCUUUCGAACGCUGACGGGUGCGGUGUAUGUGCUGGAUGCGUACUGUCCGCAUCUUGGCGCCAACCUCGGCGUAGGAGGCAUCGUGCAGGAUGACUGCAUCGAGUGUCCGUUUCACCACUGGACAUUUAGUGGUCGGGAUGGCCAAUGCACUAACAUUCCGUACAGUCGCCUGGGCACAAUACCAAAGGUAGCCCGGUUGCGUAAGUGGCUGUCAAUUGAAGUGAACGGAUUCAUUUUCGUGUGGCACCAUACGGAUCCUACAGCCGAGCCGUGGACAAUUAAUGUCGUGAAUGAGAUAGAGGAUGGUAGCUGGGUGUACUAUGGCAAGAACGAGUUUCUGGUGAACUGUCACAUCCAAGAUGUGCCGGAGAAUGGAGCUGACGUAGCGCAUCUUGCAGCGGUGCACGGACCUAACAUGCUUUCUGGUAGCGACAUUCGUUACUCGAGAGCCGCCUGGGCCGGCUUUGGAAUGCACUCGUGGCUCGCCAGCUGGAAAUCACCAGAAGCCGGAGAACCAUCGCACGUUGCAAAGAUGGAUUUGACCCAUUCCUUCCGGAUUUUCAACAAGCUGGAGGUGGGUAAGAUAGACGUGCGAGCGUACCAAAUCGGCCCGGGGUACGUGCAGCUUAGGAUGAACACCGGAAUGGGUCCUUUCGUCGUCCUCCAGACCGUCACACCGAUCGAACCGCUCGUGCAAAAAGUAAUUCAUAGAUUCUACGCUCCACGCAAUGUAUGGAACGCGGUCUUUCAGAAGUUUGCCAUCUGGGCGGAAAGUGUUAUGUUUGAAAGAGACAUGAUGGUUUGGAAUCACAAACAAUUCAUCGAUAAUCCGCUAUUGAUCAAAGAGGAUCGUCUGAUCAAAAGUUAUCGGAAGUGGUACAACCAAUUUUAUUCCGAGAAUAGCGUUAGCUUCGCAAUGGCAAAAGAAAAGCUGGAUUGGUGA
This is a messenger RNA of Anopheles bellator, 1404 nucleotides long. RefSeq names its product cholesterol 7-desaturase nvd (gene nvd). Lineage: Eukaryota; Metazoa; Arthropoda; Insecta; Diptera; Culicidae. Gene Ontology annotation, cellular component: chloroplast. The coding region runs from base 1 to 1404 and encodes 467 amino acids. The record is from RefSeq and is a predicted model, not a curated record. Gene Ontology annotation, biological process: cholesterol metabolic process; chlorophyll biosynthetic process. The transcript is spliced from 4 exons. Gene Ontology annotation, molecular function: 2 iron, 2 sulfur cluster binding; chlorophyllide a oxygenase activity.